Anthostomella pinea is the source of this 2043-nucleotide messenger RNA. Lineage: Eukaryota; Fungi; Ascomycota; Sordariomycetes; Xylariales; Xylariaceae. The record is from the annotation of a GenBank genome assembly.
AUGACGCCCAACAUGACGAGCGGUGCUGGGAAUGGCACAAGCGCGUCAACAGAGUGCGGCGCGCCGAACGUCAAGCUCAACAUUGUGUUUCUGAGUCUCGGUAGCCGCGGCGACUUGCGCACACACUUGGAGAUCGCAAAGACUCUACAACACCACUAUGGCCACCGUGUUCGCUUCGGCACUCACGACACACACAAGCCACAUGUCGAAGCCGCUGGGGUCGAGUUCUACUUUUCCGGCUCAGUAGAUCCCCGAGAGAUGAUGCGCAGAAGACACCUGCCGCGAGAGGAAAUCACGAAGAUGAUGCCCAUGAUCAAGGACGAGUUCCAGACGAUGGGCGAACGCUAUUGGAAAGCGUGCGUCAACGACCCUGCCGGUAUCCCCAGCGGAGCGGCACCCGCGCCUUUCGUGGCGGAUGUCGUCGCAGGGGGUAUGGCCAAGGGCGAUUCCGUAUUGCAGAACAAGUUUUCAUGGUGGUUUCAGGACAUACUCUUUUUCCAAACUUUCAAGUCCCUCAUGAUAGAGUUACGCGUGGAAUGGAUGGGCCUCGAGCCUUUUACACCGUUGUGGUACAUGAGUCAAUGGAACCGCCUCCGUGUCCCCUUUACCAACACCUGGUCGCCCGACUUUCUGCCAGCACCGCGCGACUGGGGCGACCACAUUGACAUCGCCGGCUUCAUGUUUCACGAUGAUCCCGACUACGAGGCACCAGCCGACCUUGAACGUUUUCUUGAGGCGGGAGACAAGCCGAUCUAUGUCGGGUUCGGCAGCAUGCCAUUUCUAGAGCCCCUGAAAGUUUUUCAGGAUGUGUGUGAAGGCAUAGAGAAAGCUGGCGUGCGCGCUGUUGUGGCACUAGGCUUGUCCGGACUUGAGACAGACGGUUUCGACGCACCUCAGAGUGUAUUCUUGACCAAAGAGUGCCCUCACGACUGGCUGUUUCCUCGUGUCUCCGCAGUCGUGAUACAUGGCGGAGCAGGCACGACGGCAAUGGCCCUCAGGUGCGGCCGUCCUAUCGUUAUGUGUCCUGUUGCCGGUGAUCAGCCAUUCUGGGCGAAUCGAGUCGUCAGGGCAGGUUGCGGACCAGAGCCGCUGUCCACCGCCCAGCUCACAGCCGACAAACUGGUAGGACGUAUAAAAGACGUCCUGAACCCAAAGUAUGCCGAGGCGGCUGCUGGCAUGGCAGCUAAGAUUGCCAGCGAAGAACCAGGCCAGGAGGUGUUUGCACAGCGCGCACAGCGAACCUUCAGCAUCUACGACAGCAAAGGGCGCUGCGACGUGUUCCCUGACAAGCCGGCCGUCUGGAAACUUGCAUCAAGCCGUGCAAGUAAACUCUCUGCUGUCGCAGCACACGUCCUGGUGCGUGAAGGCAAAGUGAGCCAAACUGACCUGGAGCGUCUGAUGCUCGUAAAACUACCUGAUCUCGCUAGUCCGGGUGACCCCCUGAGCGGCUCUAUCCUAGCGGUUGGCCGCAUUGCCUCUUCCAUCAAAGCAGACGUAAAGCAAAUGGUCUCGAAUGGCAAGGCCCCAGAGCAAAUAAGCAACUCCGAAGAAAAAGACAGAGUCUUCACCCGGCCAGAGCUCGAAGGGCCCGCCGGCUUUCCUUAUUGGCGCCCUUUUCCUACUUCUCCAUAUACUUCGAGCUACAUUUCCUUCGGGUUCUACAACCUGGUUGACUUCAUUGCGUAUGGACUAGGUAGUCACACAGAGCCAGAUCUGUUUGCCAGCAAUCCCCGUCUGUACUCGUACGGCCAGAUGAUUGGGUUCCGGCUUGCCAAACCAAUCAAAGAGCUAGCUUCCGUCGCCCAGCGGCCUGCACAGCUUCCCUUCGCCCUCCUCAGGGCUGUCGACAUUGAGGCGAGCAGAUCGAUGGGCGAGCGGCCGAAGAACGACGUGGUGGCCGAGGCUUGGAUACGCCAUGGCAGACUUGAGGCCGAAUACUUGGCUCAGCAUAGCAUUGAGGAGGGUGCAGACCUGACUUCUAGGGUCCUCAAGGCUUGGGACGGGAGGGGUGGGACGAAAGAUGUCGCUGAACGCAUCAUCUGA